AUGGCCCAGUUGGUGGAGCACCAGCCAAUGGAUGAAGGGGCCAGGAAGUACAAGACCUCAUACAUUGAGAAAUCCUUCAAAUCGGAACCUCUCCAGCUACAAACUUCCAUUUUAUUCUUCUGGAGCCUGCCGGUUACAGCCCAACUCAGCAUUGAGCUGGUGCCCUCCAAUGCUGUCCAGGGGACAAACGUCCUUCUACGUGUCCACAAUGUGCCCAAGAAUAUUAAAAGCUAUACCUGGUACAAAGGGCAAAGGAGCCUGGACAACCAUCAAAUUGUAAUAUUUGUCAUAGACCAUCAUACCAUCGUCCGAGGGCCUGACUACAGUGGUCGGGAGAAAAUAUACCGCAAUGGAUCUCUGCUUCUCCAGAGUGUCAACUGGAGGGACGCAGGCUACUAUACUCUACGAACCCUAACUAGAGACCUUCGGACUCAGGGAGCAUCGGGACAGCUCCAUGUAUUCCAGCCGGUGGCACGGCCCUCCAUCCAGGCCAGCAACACUACAGUCACAGAUCAGGGAUCUGUGGUCCUCACCUGCUACCCUGGUGACCCGGGAACCUCCAUCCGGUGGAUUUUCAACAAUCAGAGCGUGCAGCUGACGGAGAGGAUGAAGCUGGCUCAGGACAACAGCACGCUCAGGCUUGACCCCGUCCGGAGGGAGGACGCUGGAGAGUAUCGGUGUGAGGUCUCCAACCCCGCCUCCGCCAGCCAGAGUGACCCCCUCGUGCUGGUGGUGACCCCCAGUGACCCUUAG
Molecule: messenger RNA, 753 nt
Organism: Dipodomys spectabilis (banner-tailed kangaroo rat)
Lineage: Eukaryota; Metazoa; Chordata; Mammalia; Rodentia; Heteromyidae
Product: carcinoembryonic antigen-related cell adhesion molecule 21-like
Exons: 4
Coding region: 1-753 (250 amino acids)
Biological process (GO): regulation of immune system process; signal transduction
Cellular component (GO): plasma membrane; cell surface
Molecular function (GO): protein tyrosine kinase binding
Source: RefSeq, a predicted model, not a curated record